Molecule: messenger RNA, 735 nt
Organism: Periconia digitata
Lineage: Eukaryota; Fungi; Ascomycota; Dothideomycetes; Pleosporales; Periconiaceae
Source: the annotation of a GenBank genome assembly
UGUCAUGUCUUAUAUCCGGCUCCUGCCGUGCAAUCAGCCCUUCUCCUCUUGAACCACCGAUAUAAUCAUCAUGGCAAAGACGUCCGUAGUUUUGGCCCUGGCGUCCACUGUGGCCUCUCAGUUCAUCAACCUCCCAGAUGUGCCUCAAGGUGUUUUCAAUGCCAGCACGCAAAUCGAGAUGGAGGGAACCUUCGCCGCAGCUUGGGACGCCCUGGUACGUUCUCACGCAUACGAACAACGCACUCAUGCAUGGACGGCACUGACUUUGGAUCGUCUUGUCAGACUGACUUCGCGAAUUACCCGACCUGGAACCCAUUUGUUCGAGCAGCCAUCGUUAUAUCCCCCCUGAACCUCACCUUGCCCGAGCAAAGGCCGGUCGAGGGCGAACGUCUGUUCCUUCGUCUUCAGAUCCCGCCGCUGCCUCUACCAGUGGACCAGAACACGCCCGACAACCCCCUCAAUACUCAAGUCGCGUACGAAAACAUAACCCACGUGCAGCCCGAGCUAGGCCGAGUCGCCUGGAAAUACUAUUCCCCUGACGGAGUGCUGGAUGCGGUGCGUUGGUCUGCCAUAACCGAUGUAGGGAACGGGAGAGUCGUGUACGAAAGUCGCGAAGUCUACCUGGGGCUGCUCGCUCCUACACUGCAGGUAACUAUGGGGGAAUCUUUACAGAAGUCUUUCGAUGCGCAGGGCAAAGGUCUGAAGCUCUUGAUAGAGAAGGCGGCGAAAAUGUAG